AUGCAUUCCAAGGUUGUAAUUAUUGGUUCCGGUCCUGCUGGACAUACCGCCGCGCUUUAUCUAUCAAGGGCAACCCUGGAACCCGUCAUGUUCGAGGGUUUCCUUGCUAAUGGCUUCGCCGCCGGUGGUCAACUCACAACUACCACGGAUGUGGAGAAUUAUCCCGGAUUUCCAGAAGGGAUCCAGGGUUCAGAAAUGAUGGAUAAAUUUCGUCAGCAGAGUUUAAGGUUUGGAACCAAGAUCAUCACAGAAACCAUUUCGAAAGUGGAUCUUUCUACACGUCCUUUUAAAUUAUGGCGUGAAGGUGUGGAAGAUAAGGAGCCCGAUACCGCAGACACUCUCAUUAUUGCAACAGGAGCAGCUGCAAAGAGACUGAAUCUUCCUGGAGAAGAUAAAUAUUGGCAAAAGGGAAUUUCGGCGUGCGCUGUAUGUGAUGGUGCUGUUCCGAUAUUCCGUAAUAAACCACUUGCGGUAGUUGGAGGUGGUGAUUCGGCCGCUGAGGAAGCUUUAUUUUUAACAAAAUACGGAUCUCACGUGUUUGUGUUGGUUCGUAGAGAUAAACUUCGUGCAUCAAAGGUGAUGGCAAACCGUUUACUUUCUAAUCAAAAGGUCACAGUUCUCUGGAAUACCGUCCCCAUCGAAUGCAAAGGAGAAGGAAACUUCUUAGAUAAGUUAAUCACCAGGGACACUAAAACCAAUGAGUUACGUGAAUUAGCUGUCAACGGUCUUUUUUAUGCAAUCGGUCAUGCUCCAGCUACUGCAUUAGUCAAGGGCCAACUAGAUUUAGAUGAAGAUGGUUACAUUAUUACCAAACCGGAUACUACCUAUACGAGUGUCGAUGGCGUCUUCGCUGCUGGCGAUGUAAAAGAUAAAAAAUAUCGACAAGCUAUUACAAGUGCCGGUUCAGGAUGCAUGGCUGCAUUAGAGUGUGAACGUUGGUUGAGUGAACAUUUUGAGUGA
Molecule: messenger RNA, 960 nt
Organism: Acaulospora colombiana
Lineage: Eukaryota; Fungi; Glomeromycota; Glomeromycetes; Diversisporales; Acaulosporaceae
Source: the annotation of a GenBank genome assembly